Messenger RNA from Aethina tumida (small hive beetle), 6524 nucleotides. Its product is annotated as activating signal cointegrator 1 complex subunit 3-like. Gene Ontology annotation, molecular function: nucleic acid binding; ATP hydrolysis activity; ATP binding. Lineage: Eukaryota; Metazoa; Arthropoda; Insecta; Coleoptera; Nitidulidae. The record is from RefSeq and is a predicted model, not a curated record. The transcript is spliced from 18 exons. The coding region runs from base 120 to 6404 and encodes 2094 amino acids.
CGUAACAUUGAGCAAUAUUUUUUUAUUUAUUCAUAUUAUUUUGAUAUGUAAAUCUUGAAUAAGAUUGUGUCAUCACUCCAGUGGUUGAAACAAUACACGUUAUACACAAUUUUAUCAAAAUGCCUACUGUUACGCCAGGCAACUUCUUUAAAGACUUACACGGUCUGCAACAACUUAAAGAACAACCUAUAGAAUAUCCAUCAGCUUCAGAGCACAACUUUUAUAAUUUAGAAGAUGUUUUUAAAGACUCAGGUGGUCCGGAGGACCUUAGAAGUCUGGUAUACCUGAAUUAUUUGAAGGAUGUGGUUAAAAAGCAGGUCCUAACUAAAGUAAAAGAUGAUGUGCCUGUAAAUGACCAAGUUUUCAGUUUGGUGAUGGAAGUGCUUGAACAUUAUCAUCACAAAAAUCAAUUGCAUAGUGCAUUGUCAUCAAAAUUGCCCAGCAACGACUUGGACAUCAUGAACAAGGUUUUGGAGUUUCUUAAUGAUAAAAUUCCUGCAGAAUAUUUCAAAAAGAGAACUAAAAAAACUAAACCUGAAAUAAAAGAGUAUGCAAGAGAAAAAGUUGAAUUCAAUCCUUUAUUUUAUGUCCCACUCAGGGAGAACCUGCCUGAAUUGGAUAAAGUUUUUGAAAGUAAUAAGAAAAAAGAUAUUUCUUUAUUGUACAACCAACCACCUGCAGUUCCAUCAACCAGUAAAGAAACAAACUCAGGUUAUCCAUUAGAGACAAUGUUUGAAUGUUACAGAACAGUAAUUCCUAGUUAUGAGUACAAUGAGUUCAAAUCAAUUGUCAGGUCUGAGUUGAGCUCCAAUAAAUCUGAUGAUGAACUUAUGGGAUACUUUUUGGAAACAUUCGGUGCGGGCGCUUUUGAUUUACUGAAUGAAAUCAUUAUGCAUAGGAAAAAGAAAAUUGAUUACGGCGCUCCCACUUAUGUGCCAAAACCUGGACCAAGCUCCAGUAAUCCCACAAUUGCAGGACAAGUUACAGUUCAGUCAGAAAAGGAGAGUAUGUUGUCCAAGAAAUUGAGGAAAAUGGAAAAGAAAGACAGAUCAAAAUAUUCCGCAACUGAAAUUUACGAAGUUGAAAGCGAAUAUGAAAUAGCAAGGACAACGCCAAUAUUCAAGAAGGCUGCUCCACAAAGACUGGAUAAGGAAGAAUAUCCACAUGUGCAUGACCAAAUGAGAAACCACAUGAUAACAACAAAAUUCGAGGGUUAUUCUAUUAGUCAGCCAGAAAAUGCAACCAAGAAAAUCACCAGCGAUUACGCAGAGUUUACCAUUCCUGGAGGUAAGAAGGGCGACAUCAAAGACAUGGAACUGGUCAAAGUCAACACACUUGACACGACUGGAAAACUCGUUUUCCGCGACAUCGAACAGUUCAAUCGCAUCCAAUCCGAGGUAUUUCCUGUUGCUUAUCAUUCUAACGAGAACAUGCUGGUUUGCGCCCCGACUGGGGCGGGAAAAACGAACAUUGCCCUCCUGACGAUCGUGCAUCAGAUCAGGUCCCACAUGGAAGGCAGCCUCAUCAAAAAGAACCAGUUUAAAAUUGUUUACGUGUGCCCUAUGAAGGCUUUAGCCACGGAAAUGGUGGCUAACUUCAGUAAAAAACUGGGCCCCAUAGGCAUCACUGUCAAGGAAUGCACAGGCGACAUGCAACUGACCAAAAAAGAAAUCGCGGAGACACAGAUGCUGGUAACCACUCCGGAAAAAUGGGACGUGAUCACUCGCAAGGGUGCCGUGGACACUGAAGUUGUGGGGCUUGUAAAAUUGCUGAUAAUAGACGAAGUGCACCUUUUAAACGGCAGCAGAGGUCCGGUAAUUGAAGCUUUGGUGGCCAGAACGUUGCGACAAGUAGUGAGCUCCCAGAGCAUGAUAAGAAUCGUCGCACUUUCCGCCACCCUUCCCGGUUAUUUGGAUGUGGCGCAGUUUUUGAAAGUCAACAGCAGGACGGGGCUGUUUUUCUUCGACAACCGGUACCGGUCUGUCCCUCUAACCACCACUUUUGUGGGCGUGAAAAAGAGGAACGAAGUGGAUACUAUGGACAACGUUUGUUACGAGAAGGUUGUCUCGUUUAUUAGGGAAGGACAUCAGGCCAUGGUUUUUGUAACGUCUAGAAAUGCGACAGCCAGUGUGGCUAAAAAAUUAAUAGAGCUGGCACAAGUUAAAGGAACUUUGCCUCUGUUUGCCCCGGAAAAAUCUGUGCAAACAGUUAAAUCCGGCUACAAAAGUGGUGAUCUCAGUUUUUUGAUACCUCAGGGCUUUGGUAUUCAUCAUGCGGGCAUGGUGAGACCAGAUAGAUUAGAAGUGGAACGUCUUUUCAGGAUAGGACAACUGAAAGUGGUAGUGUGUACCACAACGUUGGCUUGGGGAGUUAAUUUGCCAGCACAUGCAGUUAUCAUUAGGGGAACCCAACACUAUGACGCAACUAAAUCCACCUUUGUCGAUAUGGACAUGUUGGACGUACAGCAAAUUUUCGGAAGAGCAGGUCGACCCCAAUACGACACAUCAGGACACGGAAUCAUUAUUACUUCUAUGGCAAAUAUGGCAAAUUAUAUGGGUUUAAUGACAUCACAAGUUCCUAUUGAAAGUCAGUUUUUAACUUGCGUACCAGACAAUUUAAAUGCAGAAAUUGUAUUAGGCACUGUUUCGAAUUUGCGUGAAGCGAUGGAAUGGUUAAGUAACACUUUCCUGUAUUGCAGGAUUAAAAAGAAUCCUUUAGUUUACGGUUUAUCAUACAACGAGAUUUGGGACACCCAUCAAUUUAAUCGUUUCCUACAAACACAACUAGACACAGCCGCAAAAACUUUAGAAAAAGCUCAGAUGAUACGUUUCGACACUUCCCUAGGCGAAUUUAGGCCAACAAACUUUGGCAGAAUUGCCAGUUUUUAUUAUAUAUCUUAUAAAACCAUGGAACUGAUCUACGAAAAGUUUGAGCCGCAUAUUUCAGACGCAGAUCUUCUUUUACUACUCAGCGAAGCUUCUGAAUUCUCCCAGAUUCAAGUAAGGAUGGAUGAACAAGUGGAGCUGGACCGUUUAAGAGAGUGUGACGUUUUCGACAUGAACCUCGACUUCACUACAGUCUCCUCCAAAGUUGUAAUUUUAAUUCAAGCUUACGUAGGCAGAGAAAUUAUACGCGUCUCGUCUUUAUCGUCGGACACGAUGUUUAUUAUGCAGACUGUAACAAGAUUGGCACGAGCGCUCUUCGAGAUCGCCAAAGACAAAGACUACGCGUUACAAGUAACACGCACAUUAAAACUGGCACAACAACUCGAGCUGCAAUUGUGGGAGGACUCCCACCCCCUGUUACAAUUCAAGGAAAUGAUCCAACACUUAAACACGCAUCGAGCCCGCGACAUCCUCAACAUCCCCAUGUAUGAGAUGAAGGAAAUGUCCGAGCGUGAGCUCGAAUCGUUGUUUAGGAGCCGUCACGUUGCCGGCAAGGUACGACAUUAUUGUCAGAUCUUCCCUCAAGUCUCCAUCGACCUGGUGGUUAGACCGAUAACGGACGGGGUGAUUAAGAUACGUCUGUUAAUCACGCCCAGGUUUAGAUGGGAUCACAGCGUUCACGGAACAGUGCAGCACUAUUACGCAUGGGUUGAAGAUCCCAAUCACGACAGUAUUUAUCAUUUUGAGAAUUUUAUCAUCACUAAAAAGAUUUGCAUCACCGAGGAACCCAUUGAACUUAUCUUUACGGUGCCUUUGACUAAGCCAUUGUCCCCUGAGUACUACGUGCGAGUUGCCAACAGCCAGUUUAUGCAUUCUGAGACGACGGAGGUGAUCAACUUGGAAGAUCUGAAGAUUUUUUCCAGCGAAUCGUUCCAAACUAAAAUACUGGACGUACAACCACUGUCGAAGUCGGUCCUGAGAAACAAAUCCUACGAAGACCUGUACCCGUUCACGCAUUUCAACGCCGUACAAAGCCAAGUGUUCCAUUCCUGCUACCACACCGACACCCCCAUCAUUCUGGGCGCACCCACCGGUUCGGGAAAGACAAUAGUAGCCGAACUGUGCAUCUUACGGCUGUUCAUGCAUCAACCCACACUUAAAGUCGUCUACAUCGCACCCAUGAAGGCUCUGGUACGCGAAAGGGUGCUGGAUUGGUCGAAAAAGUUCGCCAAAAUCAAGAAGAAAGUGGUCGAAGUGACCGGCGACAUUACCCCACGUUCGGAGAUCAUCCGUACGGCCAAUAUUAUCAUUACGACGCCAGAAAAGUGGGAUGCGAUGAGUAGGAACUGGAUGCAGAAAGAUUUUGUUCGUGAAGUGGGACUUAUGGUUAUCGACGAAAUACACUUGUUGGGAGAGGAUCGCGGUCCGGUUUUGGAGGUGAUCGUUUCCAGAAUGAAUUAUAUCAAUCAUAAAUCUAACAAGCAGAUCCGGAUUGUCGGCCUAUCGACGGCUAUGGCGAACCCAAGAGAUUUAGCUUAUUGGUUAAACGCUGAUAAGAGAGGUUUGUUCAACUUCAGCUCGGCUGUUCGUCCGGUGCCUCUAGAAAUUCACCUGCAGGGUUUCCAGGUGAAAAAUUACUGCCCCAGGAUGGCGGCGAUGAACAAGUCGGUAUACCAAGCAAUAUGCCAGUACGCCGAAACCAGUUCCGCCCUAAUAUUCGUAUCGUCACGUAAACAGACUCGCAUAACCGGCUACGAAAUGAUGAAGUUCCUGUUGACAGAAUCGAAUCCUCAAAAAUGGGUACACAUAGAUCAGCAUGAACUGGAAGCGGUCAAAGACCGAGUGAUCGAUCAAGAUCUGAGUCAGCUACUGACGUUCGGCAUCGGUAUGCACCACGCCGGUCUGACGGACACGGACAGACAAAUUGUGGAAGAACUGUACGUGAACCAGAAGAUCCAGGUGCUCAUUGCCACCGCCACAUUGGCCUGGGGCGUCAACUUCCCCGCCAGAUUGGUCAUAGUUAAGGGCACAGAGUACUUUGACGGCGCGACGAAACGUUACGUGGACAUGCCGGUUACCGACGUCAUACAAAUGGUGGGAAGAGCGGGUCGUCCUCAAUUCGAUACGACCGGCAUUGCGUGCGUCAUGGUCCAAGAGAACAAGAAGGGUUUCUACAGGAAGUUCUUGUUCGAACCUUUUCCUGUGGAGUCGAAUCUGUUGGCACUGCUUCCAGAUCACGUGAACGCCGAAGUGGCCAACGGCAACAUCACCACCAAGGGACAAUUGGUGGAGUUCAUCGAGAGCACGUUCUUCUACAAGAGACUGUUGAGCAAUCCGUCGUACUACCAGAUGGAUCCGGACUCCGAUCCGGAUCAGUUUGUUUCCGAUUUGGCUGAUUCUGUCAUACAAACGUUACAGGAUCAUGAGUGUGUGGUCAUACAAGAUGAACAAAUGAAACAUUUGUACGAGCCCACCUUCUUGGGAUCCUUGGCGGCGCAGUAUUAUUUGUCGCACAAAACGGUGCAUUUUUUGAGAGAAAACAUGCGAGCUGACUGUUCAAUGGACGAUUUCCUUCAAUUUAUUUGCCAGGCUGAAGAAUACGCGCUGUUUCCGGUACGACACAAUGAGGAUAACAUCAACAAGGAUCUGGCAAGAGAACUGGGUGUUAAGUCAUCAUUACCCUUCGAUUCACCCGCUCUAAAAGUAAUGUUAAUGAUCAAAUGUUACCUUUUAGAAGUGAGUUUGCCCAAUCAAGAUUACGCCAUUGAUUUGAAAAACGUGUUGGAUCAAAUUAUCAGAAUCAUUCACGCGAUGAUGAAUUUGGCUGCGGCUAAUAAUUGGCUUCACAGUACCACAAAACUGAUACAUUUCUGUCAGAUGUUAAUACAAGGGAUGAUGGUUACAGAUUCAAACGUUUUAACUUUGCCAAAAAUGAAUAGCGAUACUUACAACAAUCUGAUUGAUAAACUAGUAAAAGCAAAAGUUUUAAAUCCAUCCCAACAAGACUUAACUAUUCCGAUAAUACGUUUUUUCAUGCAAGACAAAGAAAUGUCAUCGAAGAUCUCGGGAGUAUUCCAAGAAGUUGUGGGUCAUAAAACGGCAACGGAUAUUAUGAAAUUGAUAAACGACUUCCCUAUACUAACAGUUAAAACUUCUUUGAAAAACAUUCAAAACUCACAGAGUAUUCCAGUGAAUCAACACGAACUUGACAAGCAAUUAGAGUUGCAAUCAGGUGGUGAUUAUGUUUUUACUUGGGAUAUAAUCAGGGAGGGAUCAAGUAAAAUGACAGUUUAUAGUAAAAAGUUUAAUAAACAAAAGGAGGAAUUCUGGUUCCUCAUUUUCGUGGAAGGCGACAAUAUAACAUUUAGAAAGUUUGCUUUCAACAGAAGGAAUAAGAAGAUCGAAAUUCCUGUUCACAUACCUUCAGCAAGAGGUACUUACAAUUACAAAGUAUUGGUUAUGAGUGAUGUAUACAUUGGCUUUGAUCAAAGUAUUUCUUAUAAAAUAAGGGUCAACUAAAUUAUCUUUUUAUUUAUACAAAUUGUGAUAUCCACUUUUUAAAUUAUAUUUUUAUUCAAUUGUUGUUCAUAUUAUACUUGCAACAUUAAAAAUGUGUUUUAUUAGGUAACAAAUUAAACU